AUGAGUUCAAAUCUACAGAAUUCAAAGAAUAAGUCAAAGAAAUCAACAGGAAGGCAGAAUGGUGGGCCAUAUGCUUGUACAACUACUCACAGUUCUUCUGGCAAUAAGUCCACUACCAAGACUUUAAUUGAGUACGAUAUGGAUGAAAGUUUGGAUAUCAAGAAAGAAAUCAUCCAAGAUCCAGAGAAAACUACUUCCGAGAAACGGAAUAAAACAUACGAGUCAAAAAUUUCUAACGUAUAUAUAAGAAAAGGUGAAAUUUUGGAUAUUAAGCACAUACUGCAAACCCGAAAGGAACAGGAAAUUCAAGAAUCUAAACAAGAAAAGAAGUAUAGGUGCGAAAAAUGUGCUCGAACCUAUAAAAAUAAAUCUUAUUUGAGUUUUCACCAAAAAUUUGAAUGCGGCUUGCUGCCACAGUUCAGUUGUAAAUUCUGUAACAAAAAAUUUAAACGAAAGUUUGUCAGGAAUGACCAUGUAGAUCGCGUGCAUCAUAAGGCAAGCUCAAAGAAAUCGGCAAUGAGGCACUACUGCGACUUAUGUACGCGAAGUUACAAGUGGUCAAAAAAUUUAUGUCGACAUAAACGUAUAGAUCAUGCAGCAGUCCAACCGCAAUUUAAUUGCGAUGUUUGCGAUUACAAAGCUAAACGCAAAUAUUACUUGACAAGGCAUAUUAUUUCAAAACAUCUCGAAAAAUAAUUAUUAUUAGUCACGCAAAUAUGAAUUACCGUUAUCAGUUGUAAACAUUUUUCGUCAAUGUUUUUUUUAUUUGGUAAAAUAUACUGCACUGAAAUCAAUUUCAUAAUUUAAGUUAAGAAAAAUGUUGUGUAUUAGAUGUAUAGGAAUAUAUUUGAUCCACAGUUAAUCAAAUGACUUUUCUACAUCGCAAAUAGUUUUAUUAUCAAAUUCUUAUUGAAUUUACUGAAGGAUCAUUUUUAAAGCAAAAUCAAAAACCCGCAAUGCGUCCUUGUAUUUCCCCCACAUCUGUGCACAAAAUUUUUAACAUUAAUGCUCGAAACAUCGAAAACUUUCAUUUGUUGAUUUGAAUUCUCUUUUGUCAAAGCUUCUUCGACUUUAACGAACACAUUGUCAUCACGUAUCUCGUGCUUUGCCCUCGAUUUUCUAAAAAAUUCGAACCUUUCUUCAUUAUGUCCAACACUAUUAUAUUAAACAUAUAUUACAUUUAUUUCUGUACCUCAGCCUCAAAAUCCUUAUUCAGAUGUUGGAAAAUAAAGUUCAAAUUACAUUGUAUUGGCAU
Messenger RNA from Belonocnema kinseyi, 1255 nucleotides. Its product is annotated as zinc finger protein 816-like. Gene Ontology annotation, cellular component: nucleus. Bases 1 to 696 code for a protein of 231 amino acids. Gene Ontology annotation, molecular function: DNA-binding transcription activator activity, RNA polymerase II-specific; RNA polymerase II cis-regulatory region sequence-specific DNA binding. Gene Ontology annotation, biological process: regulation of transcription by RNA polymerase II. The record is from RefSeq and is a predicted model, not a curated record. Lineage: Eukaryota; Metazoa; Arthropoda; Insecta; Hymenoptera; Cynipidae. The transcript is spliced from 3 exons.